Messenger RNA from Tarenaya hassleriana, 673 nucleotides. Its product is annotated as non-specific lipid-transfer protein C, cotyledon-specific isoform-like. The transcript has 2 exons. Gene Ontology annotation, cellular component: membrane. Gene Ontology annotation, biological process: lipid transport. The coding region runs from base 115 to 462 and encodes 115 amino acids. Gene Ontology annotation, molecular function: lipid binding. The record is from RefSeq and is a predicted model, not a curated record. NCBI's taxonomy places the organism in Eukaryota, Viridiplantae, Streptophyta, Magnoliopsida, Brassicales, Cleomaceae.
GCCCCCAAACCCCAAACACAACCAACACACCAAACCACAAACCACAAACCACAUUCCAAACACUUAAAUUUAGCCUUUGCUAGAGCUUUAGAUCACUAAGCUCAGAAAGAAACAAUGAAGACCACCACCUUCUUCUCCAUGUUCAUCCUCCUCUCCCUUCUCUUGGCCACCACCAACAAGGCAGCAAUCCCCUGUGGCACGGUCAACAUGAGGGCGGCACCCUGCGUUCAGUAUGCCACAGGCAGGGCCCCGAACCCGGGACCUCAGUGCUGCAACAGCUUGAAACAGCUGUCUCAGGUUGUGAAGACGGUGGAUGACAAGAAGGCCGCAUGCCGCUGCCUCAAGGCCAGCGGCAAGACAUUGGGUGUUCAGGACAGGUUCCUUAGCAAGAUCCCUCAAACCUGUGGCAUCAAUGUCGGGUUCCCUGUCUCUACAUCUACCAAUUGCGAGACGAUUCAUUAAAUGAGACGGGAGCUACGGGAAAUGAUCAAGAAAGAAGUAGAACUUUUCAUAGGUUUUUCGAAUAAAACAGUUCUAGAGGCAAUGUAGUAGAAUGUGGUCUUAGCUCCAGACCCUUGUUGUAUUUGCUUUGAUGGCAUAUCAUAUGUAUGAUGCUCAGAACCCAUGUCAACCUGAAUGGGUUUUGGUUUAAUAAUACAGAGUUUGUUACCAA